AUGUCGGCGUCACCUAAAAAUAAUAAUAUCAAUAUCGCAGAUUUUUUAUACGACAUCAAUGGCGAACUCUUGAAAACUCUGGAACCAAAGAUGAGUUCUCUGUUCGAUGUAGAAAUACCGCCUGAUGGUCGAUUUGUCGCUGUUUGUGGAUUUGCAGGAGAAGAAGAAUGGUCCUUGCUGAUGGGAGCUAGUGCAGACCGUGUUCGCUUAGCUAUGAGCCCUUCCGUGAAUGAUGUGCAUGGUGAUCAGCGGAUACCGGUCAUCAAUUAUUCACCAUGUGGGCGAUUAAUAGCUACUUGUGGGGACCGGUACGUUCGUGUAUUCCGAAACAUACCUGAGUAUCACAGCCAGAAUCUGAAGGAUGUCACUGGUGACGCUCCGAGAAGACGUAUGCUUAAGCAAAUCGAGGAGACCAGACAGAUUUUGGAAAAGUAUUGUGUGUAA
Messenger RNA from Haemonchus placei, 444 nucleotides. The record is from the annotation of a GenBank genome assembly. Lineage: Eukaryota; Metazoa; Nematoda; Chromadorea; Rhabditida; Trichostrongylidae.